UUUAUUUCGUGGCUUUGCUCUGUCUAGCUAGGAUACUGUCAUAUCAUACUUUUAACGAAACCUUCGACAUCCUCCUCUCAAACCUCCGUCUCAUACUCCCGUCCUCCCUUUAUUCCUACGCCUGUUUCAAUAUAUACUCUAUUAUAAUUCUCCCAUACUAGACUCGAUCGGAUCGCACCAUGAUGGAAACACAGCAAAUGGAGAGUCACCAGGUGUUCGCCUCGCGCCACUCAGGACGCAGCUCGGAAAGCGACAGCUCGGUGGACGCGGUCGUCAACGAGAAGCAGAAGCUCGCCAGCAACAACAACAACCGCGUGGUGAACGGGCGUCCGGAUCUGAACAACUCAGCCUCCCCCAAGCGGUGGAAGACGUUCUGGGCGGCGUUCCGACACCUGCAGAACCUGACCCCGAAGGAGGUGGAUGAUUUCAUGGCGUCCUACGUCAUCUACAAUCUGGACUGGUCGGACGAGCGGCAAAUGGUCGAGGCAUUGGGACCCAAUUAUCAGGCCAAGGUUGGGGACUGCCUGAAGUCAUACUACGGGGUGUUGAACCACCUGUGUGCGCUGGGCGAUGUGGAGAAGAUGUAUAUCCCCCCAUUCAUGAGCAAGAAGGCCACCGUGCUGGAGAACCAGCUGCUGUACGAGGAGUCCAUUGCGAACGACAUCGGGUUGGCCCCGGGCGACAAGGUGUUGGAUUUGGGUUGCGGCCGCGGACGGGUUGCCGCGCACAUGACGCAAUUCGCCGGCGCACAGGUCACGGGACUCAACAUUGACCCGAAUCAGAUCGAGCAGGCCAGCGACUACAACCAGAAGAUUGGCUUCAAGGACAACCGAUUCAUCGUGCAGGACUUUAACAGCCUCCCGCUGCCCUUCGAGGAUAACACCUUCGACGCGUUCUACCAGAUCCAGGCCCUCAGUCUCUGCCGCGACCACACCACGCUCUUCAAGGAGAUCCACCGCGUCCUCAAGCCCGGCGCCAAGAUCUCCCUCCUCGACUGGGUCAGCUUCCCGGAGUACGACCAGUCCAACCCGGAGCAUGCGGAGCUGAUGCGACGCGUCAAGCCGCUCAUCGGCGCCGUGGGCACUCCGACACCCGCCAGUCUCGAGAAGGCCCUGACGGACGCGGGCUUCGUGGUGACCAAGUCGGACAACGCCAGCGUGGGCGGUCUGCAGACACCGCUCAUCGAGAAGGUCGAUCUCUACUUCCGAUCCAUGCGACAGGUCAUCCUCGCGCUCGUCAAGGCCCACAUGCUGCCGCGUCACUUCAAGACCCUGAUCAACCGGCUGUGUCUGGACGGUGAGGCCUUUGUCAAGAUGGAUACCAUGCGACUCGUCACCACCAGUUACCGCAUCGUUGCGGAGAAGCCUCUCCAGUAAAGGUCCUUCUUCACCGAGCAGCUGUGGAGAGAAAAAAAGGAUUUGUGAUGAGAUGUUUCCACUCGACGGGACAAUAAGGCACAAUUACGUCAGGUGUCUUGGCACUCCGAUCGCCAUGUCGGUAUGGAAUGAUCCGAAGUCCGAACGUCUAUCGAUGCCGUUUUCCGUCAUUGGACCCACUUGGAAGACAAAGAAAAAUAAUAAUAAAAAUAAAGACUCAAAAAGGCAAAAAACAGAGGGAAACAUUCGUGUGGAAAGAGGCCUGGCUAGGAGAUAGAUUCCGAGGAGAAUUGCAGCUGGAAAGACGUUUCUACAUGCAACAAGCCCACACAUCUGCCGGCUAAGCGUUUUCCCGCGACAACAGUUACUUCCAUCUCAUCACAUCCUUGUAUUCCGCCAGAUAC
Molecule: messenger RNA, 1780 nt
Organism: Aspergillus campestris IBT 28561
Lineage: Eukaryota; Fungi; Ascomycota; Eurotiomycetes; Eurotiales; Aspergillaceae
Product: class I SAM-dependent methyltransferase
Exons: 1
Coding region: 183-1376 (397 amino acids)
Biological process (GO): ergosterol biosynthetic process
Cellular component (GO): endoplasmic reticulum
Molecular function (GO): sterol 24-C-methyltransferase activity
Source: RefSeq, a predicted model, not a curated record